GGGACGUCCCAAACCCGCCGGACCUACUGCAAGAAAUGCGGCAAGCACCAGCCGCACAAAGUCACCCAGUACAAGAAGGGGAAGGACUCCCUCUACGCCCAGGGAAAAAGACGCUACGAUAGGAAGCAAAGCGGCUAUGGAGGCCAGACAAAGCCCAUCUUCCGUAAGAAGGCUAAGACCACGAAGAAGAUUGUGCUGAGGCUGGAGUGUGUGGAGCCCAACUGCAGGUCUAAGAGGAUGCUGGCCAUUAAGAGGUGCAAGCACUUUGAACUGGGAGGAGACAAGAAGAGAAAGGGCCAGGUGAUCCAGUUCUAAGCUCCAUCCUCCUCUUUGUUAUGGACCCUAUUAAAGUAUUGGGAAG
Molecule: messenger RNA, 361 nt
Organism: Nipponia nippon (crested ibis)
Lineage: Eukaryota; Metazoa; Chordata; Aves; Pelecaniformes; Threskiornithidae
Source: RefSeq, a predicted model, not a curated record